CUUUCCAGGAAGCGCAGAUAAUUUGCGCCUCUGAAUUUGUAAACUCUGUGGUCGUAACUUAAAGCUGUAAUGACGGAUAUUUGGUCUGACACUCCCUACUCAAAAAACGUUGGUGUAAAUUGUGCUGAACACGUUAUUACUAUGGAUCUGAAGUGAGAUUGCGCGACAUCUCUGACAGUUUGGCGAGAGAUGAUGUAAAGAUGGCAGCUGUGAGAGCCAAGUCAUUUCGUCGCCAAGGAAGUCUCAUGCGAAGCAAAUCUGAGGGGACAUUGAUUGAUCUAGAUGACAAUGAAGCACUGCACACCAACAAUUUAAAUGGGAGUAACAUAAUAAAUCAGGCUACAAAACAUUCUGAGUGGCCUGUGUUACAACCGGAGGUCAAACACGAAAGUGAAAUCACAAAUCCAUUCUGGAGAAAAUUGUCUGGAUCCAAUCCAUUUUUAGAUGACAUUGUUCACACAAACGACACAACUUUAAGUGAUGCCGACAUAUCAAUACAGAAAGACGAGCCUUCCAAUCUGUUGGACAGUAAGCACUUUGACACCAGUAGCACAUCUUCUGAUGAAAACAAUUUUGGCCAUUUUGCUGACACAAAACGAAAGAGCAUAAGACAAUCAGGAAGAUGGAGGAGUGCCUCAGAUAUUCUCAGCGACCUGGAGAGAAAGGAGCCGAAAAGGGAGAAUAGCCUCAAAGCCUUGACAGGCCCGCUUCUGAACCCUGAUUUUGAGUGGUUGAAAAAUGACCGGGAGGCUUAUAAAAUGGCCUGGUUGAGUCAUAGACAGCUAGCAAGGUCAUGUCUGGACCUUGGCCUGAUGAGUCAGAGUCCUGGAUGGGCCCAGACCCAAGCCACUGAUUCUCAGAUAGUCUGCAAGAUAGGUCACAGUGGAGGGUCUCUGCAAUUACCUGACUCAGAUAUUACGGCCCAUAUCCCAGAAGGCCAUGUUCCAGUUGGCGAGGUUCAGGAACUUACACUGAAAGCCAUCCUGGAGCCCCCACAUGGGCUCAACAGCAAUUACACCACAACCGUGAGUCCACUUGUGGAAGUGAGUCUCAGUAACAUCAACUGUAAGGAAUCAAUCACGCUGGAAAUUAAAAUGGCGGCCGAGGUCAAGAAGGAUCCAGUAAGUCAGGUCAUGACCACCAUUGUGGGACUGGUGUCCAACAGGAAAGAGGGACCUUAUCAGACAGUUAAAGACUGUUACGUUUACAAGAACAUCAUGCAGAUGAAGCUUCAAGACUUGAAGUCCAGUAUCUAUGUUAUUGUAGCUGCAGAGGCCUUGGUUAUCCAGCCCCCGGCUACUUCUGUUUGGGACUACCUGGAUCGUGACGUCACCGUUGCCGUUUACGGCCCAAAGCACAUCCAUCCAUCUUUCAAAGUUGUUGUGGUCGUCUCUUGCCACAGUAACGUUCCACCGAGGCUUCCUUUCUCAGAUAUCCACAGGGGUAGUAGAAACCUUCCCCCUCUGGUACUAGAGCUCUGGGGAAAACACCAGUUUAGCCCAGAGAGGCUACAUGAACUGCACAUCACAACGAGUGUCAUGGAGUCAAACUUUGAGGUCAAAGCAGAGGAUAAAAGAAAAGACGUGAGAGAGGGGCUUCUCAAACUCGGUAAAGUCCUUCAGCUGCCCCUUGAGCUCUCCAAGAUGGGCAGUGGGGGGAUUUCUUCCUUUAAACUGAGCCUGCAGGUGAGGGAUUCCCACAACGUUACCGUAGCUGAGUUCCAGGUGUCUUCUCCUGAGGCAGCACCCGUUCGGUCAGAAAAGCGAGGUCCCAGUCGACUAGAACGGCAAAAUGUAAUCUGUAAAUCUCUUUCUAUACCGGAGGAAACGGUCCCAGAGUUUCCCAAAUUCCGUACUAGACCUGUGAAGGUUCCAUGUUACGGGGUGGCACUGAAGUCUGUGCUCCGUCAACCGCGGGUGGAAUACCUUUUGGAAUACUUCAAGGGUGACACUGUGGCUCUCCUCACUAAAGAGACCGUGAGGUCGAUCGGCCAAUCCAAGGUCAAAGAGUGGUACAUUGGCUUCCUCCGAGGCAGGGUCGGCUUGAUCCAUUGCAAGAACUUCAAGCUCAUCACCCGGGACCAAGUGAUCGACUUCACCGGCCUCAGCAUCACCACAGAGACCCUCUUGGACAAUAUUGUCCUGCCAUUCAAGAAGCUCACCUACAUGUACUCGGCUAUGCAGACGCUUGUGACGGAACAUAUACACAGCUGGAGGGGCUUUGCUGACGCCCUGGGCUACUCCAGCUUGUCGCUGGACACGAUCACACGAAGACAUGCUGAGACGGAGGCAGAGAAGGUGGCCUGUGUGCUGGAGACGCUGAAGGAAGACUGCCACGCUGAGAAGAGCCGGAAGAAAUUCCAGCAUGAGCUUAUUAUUGGUCUGUUGAAGAUUGAUUCUCAGAGUCUUGUGGCUCAUGUGAUUCAGAACACGGUGAUCCUGUCAACGGCCGUGGAGCUGGGUAGCAGAUGGAGGGAACUCGCUGAAAGGCUGGGAAAACUCUCCAGUUCUCAGAUCGCUGGCUAUGAAGCUCCACACAAGGGGAAGAACGGAGAAGUUAGCGCCACGUCCAUGUGGAAACCUGCCUAUGACUUCCUGUAUGCGUGGAGCCAGCAGUACGGGGAUGGCAACCGGGGCAUGAUCCAGGACCUCCACCUUGCUCUCGACAAGAUGAAGGGCCCAGUCACCAGACACUGGAGGCAGCUAACAGGGGCGCUCAUCACAGUCAACUGUCUGGAAAUCCUGAGGGUCUCUGCCUUCCCUAAAUAAUAGAACCACAUUGAGGAGUUUUCAGUUCAGGAAGAACUGUGAUGCUGAGGCCAUUUGAAAAAGAUUACUAUGCAGCUCGCACCAUCUUUGAAUGGAGAUUAAUGAAGACUUUUAUGUUUUCUUUGUUCCUUCUUAAAAUGAAGUUAAUUCCGUAAGCAAUAGUUCUCGUAAUGUUUUAAUAGUUUUUUUUAAUCGUGUCCUGAUGCUUGCACUAUUGUUUUGUUAAAAAAGAGAGACCUAAUGUAUGGACUGAUGACAUUACAACGAAUUCAAACAAACACAGUAAACAGUUACUCUCAGUUAUAUUAAUCAUACUUGUCUCUGGAUUCUUUUUUUUUUUUAAAGGAUUAAUUUGGAUAAUUUCUCAGACAAAUUAUUUGCUUCCAUUGAGAUUUUCUUAAGACUAAAACACCCUUUUGUUACUUUAGAGUUACCUGUUUGACACUGACAUUUUUCAUUGUCCUCAUUUACUUUAUGUAGUAUGAAUGUGGACUAGUCUCUCCCAGUUGCCCUCAAAAUUUCGUACACAUUUUUAAACCGUUUUUAAAUGGUGUGGUGUUUCAUGAAAUACCGUUGGGUUUUCAUUACAUUUUUGAUUUAGUAAUUACACUGUAGAUAUAAUCUGAUUCUCACCUAUCGAUGUUCAGACGAUUAAAAAAUCUGUGAAUUCUAGAUUUGUUUUACACAGUCGUUGUUUCAUGAUCUUACAUCUUACAGUUUUUCAAUCACUUUAGCUAAUUUUUCAAAAGUCUUAACGUUCUCUAAACUGUAAGUGCAAUCCUCACAAUUGUUUCAUGGGACAUCACAACUCUACGGCAUGUCUGCAAAAUGUAGUAACUCACCCAGAAUAAUUCAUUCAAGCUAGUUAUUGUGUAAGUAAAUUGGCCAGUGCCGCCAAAAUGAAAAGGUUUUUUUUGUCAUUGUAAGCCGGACUGAUCAAAAUGUUUCAAUGUUUUUUUCACCAUGGCAGUCAACACUGGAAAUAUUUGUUAUGAAUACAUUUCUGUUUUGUUCUA
Esox lucius (northern pike) is the source of this 3784-nucleotide messenger RNA. RefSeq names its product MET transcriptional regulator MACC1 (gene macc1). Bases 201 to 2768 code for a protein of 855 amino acids. The record is from RefSeq and is a predicted model, not a curated record. NCBI's taxonomy places the organism in Eukaryota, Metazoa, Chordata, Actinopteri, Esociformes, Esocidae. The transcript is spliced from 5 exons. Gene Ontology annotation, molecular function: protein binding. Gene Ontology annotation, cellular component: cytoplasm.